Molecule: messenger RNA, 3942 nt
Organism: Rhinolophus ferrumequinum (greater horseshoe bat)
Lineage: Eukaryota; Metazoa; Chordata; Mammalia; Chiroptera; Rhinolophidae
Gene: SFI1
Product: SFI1 centrin binding protein
Molecular function (GO): phosphatase binding
Source: RefSeq, a predicted model, not a curated record
GGAAGCUAAAUGACUUUUUGAUUCAUGAAGAAUCUGCUCACUAAGAAGUGUAUAUCAAGCCACUGGUUGAAUUUCCAUCAAUAAGAGAUAAAGCAGAGAAUGGAGAGAAAGGUUGACUCCAGGUCUUUUAGGAAUGGUGCAGUUAAGAAACUUUAUUCUCCAAAGAUACUGUCCAACAAGAAGUCUUCUGCCUCCUCUGGAAUUCGGAGUGAGCUGCCUCAUGCUAGUCAUCCAGUGCGCUGUCGUGCCUCACAUGCUCGGACCCACAGGGGUCGGUUAAGAGAAUUGCACAUCAGAUGUGUGGCCAGAAAGUUCUUAUACUUGUGGAUUCGAAAGACUUUUGGAAGAGUAUUUCCCUCUAAAGCCAGGUUUUACUAUGAGCAGAGAUUACUACGAAAGGUCUUUGAAGAAUGGAAAGAACAGUGGUGGGUUUUUCAGCGAGAGUGGAAACUCUGUGUUCGAGCCGACUGUCACUACAGAUAUUACUUGUACAAUCUGAUGUUCCAGACCUGGAAGACCUUCGUGCAUCAGCAGCAGGAGACAAGGAACAAGUACUUGAAAGCCGAGAAUCAUGAUGUAAAGCAAAAGAUGCGACAGGCCUGGAAGUCCUGGUUGAUCUAUGUGGUUUUUCGAAGAACCAAACUUCAGAUGCAGACCAGCGCCCUGGAGUUUAGACAGCAGAGAAUUUUGUGGGUGUGGUGGAGUGAGUGGAGGCGGCGACUGGGACAGGCCCGCGUGGGCCGUGCUCUCCAUGCCUCAGCUGUCAGGCACAGGGCCCUGAGCCUCCAGCUGCAGGCUUGGUCACGGUGGCGAGAACAGCUCCUGUGUGUCCAGAGGGAGAGAUGGCAGGUCGUCUCUGCAGUGAAACACCAUCAGCACUGGCAAAAGUGGAGAUCCCUGAAGGCCUGGCUUGAAUACCUGCAGGGCCGUCGAGUGAAGAGACAGCGGAAUGAGAUGGCUGAGCGAUUCCACCGAGUCACUGUGCUCCAGACACACUUCUGUGAUUGGCAGUGGGCCUGGGAGCGGAAGGAGCGCUUGUAUGCCCACCACGCUCAGUUGGAGGUGCUGGCCAGGAAGAUGGCACUGCACAGGGCCUUUACUCACUGGAAACACUAUGUGCUGCUGUGUGCUGAAGGAGCUGCCCAGUGGAAGGUGGCGGAAGAGCACUGUAGGCGCAGCUUGCUGCACUUAUGCUUUAGAGCUCUAAAAGACAAUGUGACCCGUGCCCACCUGCAACGACUAAGAAGGAAUCUCGCUCACCAGCAGCAUGACAUCACGCUGCUGCGCAGGUUCUGGAACCUCUGGCAGUCUCGGAUGGAGCAGAGGGAGGAAAGGGAGCAGCUCCCCUGCCUGCGAGCUGCCUGGGAGCACUACAGAAUAACAUUGCUACACAAGUGUAUCAAAUUGUGGCUACAGCAUACUCAGAAGAGGCGAUACAAGCAGCUGCUGCAGGCCAGAGCAGACAGUCACUUCCAGCAGAGAGCCCUACCUGCGGCCUUCCAGGCGUGGAGAAGACUCUGGCAGUGGCGGCAGCAAGAAAGUGUUCUUCAUGCGAGAGCGGCACGCUUUCACAGGGAGACAUUAGAGAAACAAGUAUUUACUGUUUGGUGGCAGAAGAUGUUUCAGCAUCGAGAAAACCGCUUGGCAGAGAGAAUGGCCAUCCUUCAUGCAGAGCGGCAGCUUCUGCGAAGGUCCUGGUCCACGUGGCAGCAGCAGGCGGCUGCACGUCGGCAGGAGCGGCGGUGGCAAGCAGUGGCCUGUGCCCACCACGGCCAGCGGCGGCUCAGGAAGGCUUUCUGUGUCUGGAGGGAGAAAGCCCGAGGGCUCAGAUCGGAGAAGAUGGGCAGGGUGUUGGCUGCAGAGUUCCACUCGGCACGGCUCCUGCGUUGGGCCUGGAACAGGUGGAGGGAGUGUCUGGCCCUGCGGGGAGCCGAGCAGCAGAAGCUGACACGUGCAGACCUGCAUCACCAGCACACCUCGCUGCACAGGACGCUGCAGACCUGGCGGACUUACCAGAGCCAGGUGCAGAGUGUCCUACAAGAGGUGGCAGCCAGGGAGAACCAGCACAAGAGGCAGCUGCUGCGGGAUGUAUUACAUCGCUGGAGAGAGAACACCGUGGCUCGUGUAGAUGAAGCAAAGAAAACCUCUCGAGCACGUGCUCACUACAGAAGGACCGUGUGUUUCAAGGUCCUGGUCCAGUGGCGAGAGGCUGCGUCUGUGCAGAUAUACUACCGACAGCAGGAGGCCUGUGCCAUGGCGGAGGCCCAGAAGGUGCUGGAUCGGGGCCGUCUCAGGACAUGGUUUCGGCGCUGGCGGGACCUUGGCCGGAGGGCAGCCCAGCAGAGAGCCCAGCUGCAGAGGGCAGCACAGCAUUACCAGCGGCAGCUGCUGCUACAGGGCCUGGCACGGUGGAAGGUGCACCAUCUGGGCUGCGUCAGGAAGAGGCUCCUGCAGAGGCGGGGUGCCCAGUUCCUGGCCCAGACACUCAGCCAGUCCUACUUCCGCCUGUGGACACAACAGCUGGUGAACAGGAGGCAGGAGCAGCAAGGCACAGCCCGGGCCCUGUGGUUCUGGGCCUUCUCCCUACAGGCCAAGGCGUGGGCCGCGUGGCUGGGCUUCGUGCUGGAGAGGAGGAGAAAGAAGGCGCGGCUGGAGCAGGCGGUGCAGACCUACCAUGAGCAGCUCCUCCGGGAGGGCGUCACGCGCCUCCUGCGGUUCACAGCUGGCAUGAAGGCCUUCCGGCAGCAGCUGCGCACCCAGCAGCAGAUGCAGGCGGCGCACAGUCUCCACCGGGCAGUCCGUCGCUGUGCCAUGCUCUGGAAACAGAAGGUGCUGGGCCCAGGCAGGGACACUGUGCCCAGGAGAGUGACAUUCGAAGGUCUACUUCCCGACCACAUCAGUGCUGGGGCUGGGGAUGCCACCCUGGAGACCAGGAGGCCACGAGCCACUCGUGGGCCUCGGGGAGCUCUGGGCAGCCUGGCCCUGGAUGCCGGGGACCCGGAACUCUUGGAGCUCAAUGCUGUCCGCUUGGCAAGGAAGCAGCCGCGACGCCCAGACUUUCUCCUGGAGCCCUUGCAGAACCAGAGGCCUGAGGCGCUGAGGGAGCACGGCCUCGGCGUGGCCCAGCCAGCACGCCCUUCCCUGACCAGGCCUUUGCUGGCAAAGGCUCAGACGGCACUGAUCCCAAGCAGCCCCCCGCCCCAGCCUGGAGCCCUGCCCAGGCCCCCCGGCCUGAAGCUGCCCCCCACAGUGAGCACAGGCCUGCAGCUGCUGCCUCCUUCCUCCUUCACGCUGUGCAGGGUGGACACACCAGCUGGGGCUUCAGCACGGCUUACCUCCCCUGGGCUUACACCCCAGGCCCCCCCAUCCCUAGCCAGUGUCCCCGACUCCCGUCUGCUCCUGCCUGGGGACUUCACAAGCACCCGGCCCGGGCUGGGCUCCGACACUACAGGCGUGUACCUGAAGCCCCUCAGCGCAGCAGGCACUCGGGCCACUCCCAGCACCCAGGCUCCCUCCAUUCAGCCUGGACCCAGCCUGGAGGGUGGUGAAGCUCAGGCGUAUUCUGUGGCCCCGGGCCACGCCGACCUGGAGGCUGAGCUUGAGGGCAUCCAGCAACAGCUGCAGGACUACCAGACCACGAAGCAGAACCUCCAGUCCUACCAGCGGCAAGCGAGCAGCCUGCGCCGGUGGCUGGAGCUGAGCCGGGAGGAGCCCAGGUCUGAAGACCAGGAAGCGGAGCAGCAGGUGCAGGAAGAACUGCAGGAGGUGGAACUGCACAUCCAGCAGCUGGCUGCACAGCUCCAGGCCUGGCGCCGGCCCGUGGACGCCUGCAUUGCCCGUGUCCAGGCCCUGCGGCGAGCUCUCUGCUAGAGGCCUCCGCCCACCUCCGGGAACAAUGCAGAGAUCAAGUUUUAUUUUUUUAUUUCAAAAUGUUGCAAUUAA